CGAAAGAAAACGGUUGCAUCUGCUGCGCGUCAAGGUACGAGGAGAGCGAUAAAUUGCAUUUUAAAUUGAGACCAAACAAGUUAAAACGUAAUUAUUUGGGAUGAAAAGUUGAGAAGAGGGUAGCUGGAUUUGACAGUAAUUCUUGAAGUUUGUAAAAUCGCGUUUUGAAAUCCCAUUUUGGAAGUCGGGACUGCGCCCUCCGAAAUUGACCGUUUGCCGUUUGUGCCCAAGAUGGCUCCGAUCGUGGACAACAAUCAGUUCGAGCUGCCGGCGGUGGAGACUCCGGGCAAGAAACGUCGCCGCAACGCGGACACGAACCCGUUUCUGUCGUCGUCCUUUUCGGACCAGACGUUCAACAUUCCGUCGUCGACGCCGAUCCACAACAGGCCGGUGGACGGGAGUGCGUUUGAGAAUCCGAGCUUCCGGUAUGGAGGGGGACACAACAAGGAGAAUUACAACGUAUUUUCGGACUCGUGCAUGGAGGUGAAGUCGAUCGCCGAGCUGGCCAACGGCACCGGGGAGAAUCCGUUCGAGGUGGUCAGGAAGCCGCCGACGAAGAGGAAGAAGAUAAACAACAACUUUGAGGAGAGUUGCUUCGUCAAUCCGGGACUUAAUCUGCAGGCAGCGGAUAAGCCAACGGUUAAUCCGUUUGAGAUUGUACGCAGUGAGGACGCGGCACGGAGGGAAAAUGAGUCGUGCUUUGUGAAUGGAGCGUUGAAUAUUAAAGGGAAGGAUAACGUGGGAGAACGGGUUAAUCCGUUUGAGAUAACUAGGCCGGUGGAGACGGGUGUCGGUAAUGAGAAGGCGGGAGUUGCGGCUGAGGAGCUUAAGGGGAUCGAGAACCCUGGGUUGGAGAUGCAAACGUACGCGUUGGCCGUUCCGUUUACGCCGUCGAUUAACCAUCGGAUUAAUUUUCAGGAACUUCCAGCUAGCGCGCUGACCCCGUGUCAGAUGUUAGCUAAGAACCUGGUGUUUAGUCCGGAACCAACAGGAACAGCUGAAGGAAAUCUGAUAACUCCCAAGCGUAAUGCAACCGUCACAAAACGCAAGUCUCUGUCGGUUAUUAGCGAGGAACCUCUAGAUAUCGGAGAGGAACUCGACUGUUACCAGUUGGAGUUAGAAAACAGCAUGAACGAGGCCAAAGCCCGUCGACAAGUUACCAAUGGACCUGCUGGAUCAAUUGGAGUCAAGCGCAAGACUCGUCGCAGUCUGAUCGACGUCAAGCACAUCAGCAACCUCUCCAUGAAGCUCAAACAGCUGGAAGAUUCGGAUGAAGAGGAAGCCGCCAAAGAUCCAGAACCGGAGGAAGAGUUGGCAAAGGUCAUCGAGGAGCCUCCACAGCAAGUUCCUGCACAAACCACGUUCACCGUGGUCAAAGAAACCACAAUCAAAGAAGAAAUCCGCAUCGACAUUACCAAUCCGGACGUUCAGUUCGAGGAGGUCGAUGACUUUGAGGACGAAGAACAGGACGUGGAUCUGUUCGCCAACCCUGCACCGUUCCAGCGAGCCUACCGCAAGAAAGAAGACCCAGUCGAGUUCAAGCAACCAACUCCACUCCCAGACCUCCAGCCCACCACCAAAGGCUCCAAAGUUAAGGACGCCAUCCGACGCAGCUUCCGCAAACUAAUCCACCCAAAAGCAAACCAACCCCAAGUAACCGACCUGGACGAGAAGCCCAAGGAAGGCCUCAUCUCAACCAUCCGCCACAGUCUUCGUCGCAAAACCGGCAACAAGCCCAAACACCUCGAGGAAGAAACGCUAGAAGACUACGACGAUCCGGAACCAACCCCGAACCCUGGCGUUCUGGAAAUGUCCAUCAUUGCGGAAGCGCCACGGACCGUAUUCCGACAGCCGGCCACCGGCGAGUACAAGCCCAUCUCGAGCGGAGCGACCGGUUCCGGGCCGAGUGCGGCGGGUUCGCUGCUGCGCAGCAGUUUGCGCCGGUCCACCAAGGACGUCAAGCGGCACAUGAUGAAGAGUGUGUUCAAGAAAGAGGAGGCCAAGUGAGGCCGGUGUGAAUUUUAAAUCAUUAUUUUUUUUUGUAGUGCUAGGUUUUAGCUUGUAAGUUGAGUUAAGAAAAGAUACGAUUAGUUUGAAAUGAUGCCGAUUACCAAAUUUAAAACGAUACCAAAUUUUCAUUACGUUUGUUCCAGUGAGUCGUCGUUUACAACAUCACGUUUUUAUUUAUUUUUAUUAUUUAUUCAAUUUUUCAGCCAAAUUUAUUGGCAUACCAAAAAUAACACCCAUUUUUCAUAAGUUUAUCAAAACAUCUUGUCAUAUUUUAAACAAAGCAACCUUUGUACUGCUCAAUUUUUAUCAACCAAAUCCAAUGGCCUUUACACUUUAAGACAAUUAUGGUAAGACAAAUGGUAAGAACUGAAUAUAUUUUAAGUUUAAUUUGAUCAUCAAAUUUUAAAUUACUGUCAUCACGUUUGUAAUUCUAACAUUUAUGUUUUGCACCGUUUUAAUCUAUUUUAAUAUUUAACAAUAAA
This is a messenger RNA of Culex quinquefasciatus (southern house mosquito), 2492 nucleotides long. RefSeq lists its product as uncharacterized. The transcript is spliced from 2 exons. Lineage: Eukaryota; Metazoa; Arthropoda; Insecta; Diptera; Culicidae. The coding region runs from base 232 to 2007 and encodes 591 amino acids. The record is from RefSeq and is a predicted model, not a curated record.